This is a messenger RNA of Carassius auratus (goldfish), 2691 nucleotides long. Its product is annotated as sialoadhesin-like. The record is from RefSeq and is a predicted model, not a curated record. Gene Ontology annotation, molecular function: transmembrane signaling receptor activity. The transcript is spliced from 12 exons. Gene Ontology annotation, cellular component: external side of plasma membrane. Bases 768 to 2381 code for a protein of 537 amino acids. Gene Ontology annotation, biological process: immune response; cell surface receptor signaling pathway. NCBI's taxonomy places the organism in Eukaryota, Metazoa, Chordata, Actinopteri, Cypriniformes, Cyprinidae.
UGGAGCUCAGUCAACUUCCUCUUGUGCUCUUGCUGAUUUCACACAUUCAGUCUGGACACACUGAAGAAAGAUCAAAAGCCAAAGUGAACAUUAAACCUGCUCAACGUGUAUUCAGAGGAGAGACAGUCACUCUCAGAUGUGACAUUGAUGGUGGAGGAGUCACUAGCUGGCAGUACAGCUGGUAUAAAGACGGUUCACUCUACAGCUCCAAUGAACUACAGGAACACACAUUCAGUUCAGUUACUAAGUCUGAUGCAGGUAAAUACUCCUGUUAUGGAGCAGAGGGAGGAGGAUCACGCAGAUCACAAGACAGUGAUGAAGUUACACUGACAGUAUCAGAUAUUCCCAGACCAGCUCUGACUGUGCUGCCACAGAGUUCAUUGUUCACUGGAGACUCAGUUACUCUGAGAUGUGAGGUGGAUCAGUCAUGGGAUGGAUUGGAGUUUCUCUGGAGUAAAAACUCAAACACUGAAUCUACUGAAGCUUCAACUAAAACAGUUGAUUCAGUGAAAGUCUCUGAUGGAGGAGAGUACAGGUGCAGAGCACAAAGAGGAGGAUAUUACACCAAUGUCAGUGAACCAGUAACAUUGACAAUAUAUGAAAAACCAAAAGCCAAAUUAAGCAUCAAACCCAAUCAUCAUGUAUUCAGAGGAGAGACAGUCACUCUCAGAUGUGCCAUUGAUGGUGAAGGAGUCACUAGCUGGCGAUAUGUCUGGUAUAAAUACAGUGCAUUCUACAACUCCAGUGACCUGCAGGAACACACAUUCAUGUCUGUUAAUGAGUCUGUCACAGGUAAAUACUCCUGUUAUGGAGCAGAGAGAGGAGGAUCACGAACAUCAAACAUCAGUGAUGAAGUUACACUGACAGUAUCAGAAACACUUAAAGCCAAAGUGAGCAUUAAACCUGCUCAACAUGUAUUCAGAGGAGAGACAGUAACUCUCAGAUGUGACAUUGAUGGUGGAGGAAUCACUAGCUGGCAGUACAGCUGGUAUAAAGAUGAUUCACUCUACACUUACAGUGAACUUCAGGAACACACAUUCACGUCUGUUAAUGAGUCUGUCACAGGUAAAUACUCCUGUUAUGGAGCAGAGAGAGGAGGAUCACGAACAUCAAACAUCAGUGAUGAAGUUACACUGACAGUAUCAGAAACACCAAAAGCCAAAGUGAGCGUUAAACCUGAUCAUCGUGUAUUCAGAGGAGAGACAGUCACUCUCAGAUGUGACAUUGAUGGUGAAGGAGUCACUAGCUGGCGGUAUGUCUGGUAUAAAUACAGUGCAUUCUACAGCUCCAGUGAACUACAGGAACACACAUUCAGUUCUGUUACUGAGUCUGACGCAGGUAAAUACUUCUGUUAUGGAGCAGAGAGAGGAGGAUCACGAACAUCAAACAUCAAUGAUGUAGUUACACUGACAGUAUCAGAUAGAGCCCAGGCAGGUUUAAGUGUUUCUCCACAGAAGUGGUUGACUGAAGGAGAUUCAGUGACUCUGAUCUGUGAGGUUUAUGGCUCCUCUACAGAAUGGACAUUCAGCUGGUUCACUCUAAAUGCUUCAUCAGACAACAAAUAUAAUUAUCAGAAGCUCUCAGGCAGCAGCAGAGGAGCUGGAGGAAACUACACUGUCAGUUCUGCUGCUCUAAAACACACAGGAGUUUAUGUGUGCAGAGCAGAGAGAGGAAAACCAGCAUAUAACACAACCUACAGCAACAAACAGCCAGUAUGGGUCACUGUUGUUUCUCCUCGAGUCUCUCUGAUCAUCAGUCCCAGCAGAACUCAACACUUCACAUUUGUCUCUCUCUCUCUGAGCUGUGAAGACCAGAGUAACUCUGAUAGAUGGAGAGUGAGAAGAUACACAGAGAGUGAACAGCUGCAAGAUUGUUCAUCAUCAGUGUGGGGAUCAGAAACAGGAUCUACAUGUACAAUCAACUCCACCAACACAUCAGACACUGGAGUGUACUGGUGUCAGUCUGAAUCUGGAGAGAAAUAUCAUCCUGUUAAUAUCACUGUACACUCUGGUGUGAUUCUGGAGAGUCCUGUUCAUCCUGUGACUGAAGGAGAUACUCUGACUCUACGCUGUUUAUAUCAACAUUCAACUCCAUCAAACCUCAGAGCUGAUUUCUAUAAAGAUGGAUCACUCAUCCAGAAUCAAACUACAGAGAUGAUCAUCUCUACUGUCUCAAAGUCACAUGAGGGUUUCUACUACUGCAAACACUCAGAGAGAGGAGAGUCACCCAAGAGCUGGAUCUCAGUCAGAGUGUCUCCUUCAGAAUCUCAGAUCUCUGUCCUCCACACACUCAGUUCUGUUUUGGCAGUUUGUCCAUAUCUGCUAGUGACAGUCGUGCUGAUUUUCAAAUGCUGCAGAAUGAGAGGUGAAACAUCCGACUGAUUUAUUAGAUGCUAUAAUUAUUAUGUUUAAUUUCAAAAAUCAUCAUAUUUAAACCAACAAAUUAGUCAAUACUAUCAUAUUUUGUGGCUAUCAUCUUUUGCUUAAUUACUGAGGAUUUGUUCUUUGUUUCCAUCUCUUCCUGUAUAUCUUUUUCUCUAAAAUACAUAUAUUCCCUCACUUUCACACACAUUUUUGUUGUCAAAUCUAUUUCAGUUAAUCUAGUUCAAAUAUGACGGUAUAGUCCAUAAAAAAAAUAAAUGAAGUGAAAAAGCGAAAGAAAGAAAAAACAUGCAUGCCAAUAAGUAAAUAC